AUGGCGAAACUCCCCAAGAUCACCAAGCCUUACUUCAUAGCGCUCGUCGCUACUGUUGGAGGCAUGCUAUUCGGCUUCGACAUCUCGUCAAUGGCCGGCAUCAUCAACUCGGAGCAGUAUAUCGAGUACUUUGACAACCCCUCGGGAGUCAUCCAGGGUGCCAUCGGCUCUUCCCUGGCCGCCGGGUCCGUCGUUGGUAGCCUGAUGGCAGGGCCUAUUUCGGAUCGAUGGGGUCGUCGUGACAGUAUCAUGUUCGCCUGCCUGUGGUGGAUCGCCGGCACCUCUGUCCAGGUUGCUACGACUGGCGUAGGUAGUCUGAUCGCUGGUCGUAUCCUCAACGGUGUCUGCGUGGGCAUCACUUCUUCCCAGGUCCCCGUUCAUAUUGCCGAGAUCGCAAAGCACAAUCAACGCGGCUCACUCGUGUGCUGCCAGCAGAUUGCCAUCGAGGUCGGCAUCCUGGUCAUGUACUUUAUCGGCUUCGGAUGCACAAAGAUCCCGGGAACGGCCUCGUUCCGCACUGCCUGGGGCUGCCAGUUCAUCCCCUGCGUCAUUCUGCUCUUGGGCAUGCCUUUCCUCCCCCGAAGCCCCCGGUGGCUGGCAAAGGUCGGCCGAGACGAAGAGGCGAUCCAGAUCCUAGCGGACAUCCAGGCAGGCGGUAAUAUUCACGACCCGGCUGUCGUCGCCGAGUGGGAAGAGAUUGUCAAAGUGAUUGCGGCCGAGCGCGAGACAGGUCGCGGCUGGAGGAUGUUCGUCCGCAACGGGAUGUGGAAGCGGACGCUUGCGGGCAUGUCUGUCCAGGCGUGGCAGCAAAUGUCUGGCGCCAACGUCAUGGUCUACUACAUGCCAUAUGUCUUCCUGAUGGCCGAUCUUUCCGGUGACACCAAUACCAUCAGCGCUGGUGUGCAGUAUGCUUUGUUCAUCAUUUUCACCGUCAUCAUGUUCUUCUUCAUUGACAAGACUGGCCGCCGCACUCUGCUCAUCUGGGGCGCCGUGGGCAUGGGCAUAUGCCAUUUUGUCGUCGCUGGCCUCCUGGGCGGGUACUCUGUCGACGUCCCCGAGGGCGUCAACGGCAACGCCAACGUGACGAUGCGAGUCACGGGAUCGCCUGCUUACGGUGUCAUCGCCUUCAGCUACCUCCUCAUCAUUGUCUACGCCCUCACCCUCGCGCCCGUGGCCUGGAUCUACGCCGCCGAGGUGUGGUCGCUGGGCACGCGGGCGACGGGCAUGUCCCUCGCCGCCACGGCCAACUGGCUCUUCAACUUUGCCCUGGGCAUGUUCACGCCGGAGGGCUUCGUCAACAUCAAGUACAAGAUCUUCAUCAUCUUUGGCAUCCUGUGCUUCGGCGCUGCGGCACAGGCGUUCUUCACCUACCCGGAGACGUGCGGCAAGACGCUCGAGGAGAUCGAGGUCAUGUUUGCCAAGGGCUCGAUGCCGGCGUGGAAGACGAGAAAGGGCGAGUCGCGCCUGGAUGCAGAGAUCCAGGCUGUGCGGGAUCGCAAGGGCGCCGGGGGUUUGAAUGGUGGGGAUGAGCCGCGCGUGUCCACGUCAGAGAAGGUUUGACGGGCGUAGCUAACACUUGAGGGGGGGGGGCCUCAAAUGCAGAAGGAAAGAUUCCAGAUAUGGUCUUCGUUCUUCCGGGUAUACGAUAGAGGUGUUUGAUGUUGAAAACAGCUUGAACCAGCACGAGUCCGUGGGGAUUCGUGUCAUAGUAUCAUAGUAUCAAAUGCCAAAAUGACACUGCCAUUUCAGCAUCGAUACAUGGUGGCUGUGGCUUGACAAUCGUGCCUGAAGAGCAGCUGCCAAUAUCCCAGGUUGAAGAUGUCGUAACGUCGUGUUUGUAUGCACAGGCGUGAUCGAGUUAUGUGUAG
Molecule: messenger RNA, 1868 nt
Organism: Microdochium trichocladiopsis
Lineage: Eukaryota; Fungi; Ascomycota; Sordariomycetes; Xylariales; Microdochiaceae
Product: MFS sugar transporter-like protein
Exons: 6
Coding region: 1-1560 (519 amino acids)
Biological process (GO): carbohydrate transport; transmembrane transport
Cellular component (GO): membrane
Molecular function (GO): carbohydrate:proton symporter activity
Source: RefSeq, a predicted model, not a curated record